AUGAAGUUAUUAUCAAUUGCAUUAUGUUCAUCAGUAACUUUAGCAUUAGGAUCAUUUGAUUUUUCAAAUUCAAGUUCUGUAUCUAUACUUCCAGCAUCAACAGGUAUUGCUUGGACUAAUUCAACUUCAUCAUCAAUUACUUCUGAUAAGAAUGGUGAAGGUAUCAGUACUUCAACUGCAACUAACUCAAAAGGUGAAGAGGAGAGUAUCACUGUAAUUUCUGGUGCUACUAUUACUACACCAGCUCCAGUUAGUACUGGUAUUGUUGCUCCAGGAGAAGGUGAAGGGUCAGGUGAAGGAUCAGGUAAUGGAUCAGGUAAUGGAUCAGGUAAUGGUGAAGGUAAUGGACAAGGUAAUGAUUCAGGUAAUGAUUCAGGAAAUGGUUCAGGUAAUGGAUCAGGUAAUGGUGAAAAUUUAGGUUCAAAUGGUGAAGGUUCAGGUUCAGGUACUUUAGAAACAAUCAAAGAUAUUCAAAAAACUACAGUCACAAUUUCAUCAUGUAAAGGUGGUGUUUGUACAGCUGCUUCAACAUUUACUACGGGCCUCAAGACAAUAACUCAAGAUGAAACAGUUUAUACAACAUUUUGUCCUUUAACAGCAACUGAAUCAUCAUCAAAAGAAGCUGGAUAUGAUAAAGUUAUAUCUACAACUUUAAUUACAAUAACUUCAUGUCAUGAAAAUAAAUGUAAAGCUGUUUCAACUUAUGCUACGGGAUUAACAACAAUCGUUGAAGAAGAUACAAGUUAUGUUACAUAUUGUCCAUUAACUUCAGCUGAAGCUGAAGCUACUAUUGAAACUAAUUAUGUUGCUACUACUACCGCUGCCGCUGCUAAUAAUGAUUAUGUUUCAACUACUGUUGUUUAUACUUCAACAUUAAAUGCUCAUUCAUCUUGGGAAGCUGCUAGUUGGACUACUGGCUAUAAAGUUGUUGAAUCAGAAGGUAUUUCAUAUACUACUUAUUGUCCAUUAACUACUAAUGCUGCUGCUGCUACAACUAAUAUUGCAGUUGGCUCAAAUCCAUCAACUACUAUAAAAGGUCAAAUUAUUGCUCAAUCUAGUUCACAAGCUAUUGUUGGAUCAAUUUCAACUUAUGAAGGUUCUGCAAAUGGUAAUAGUAUUGAAUUUAUUUCAUUAUUAGCUGGAUUUUUCGCUAUUAUUGGUUUCUUCUUUUAA
Messenger RNA from Lodderomyces pseudojiufengensis, 1173 nucleotides. RefSeq lists its product as uncharacterized. The record is from RefSeq and is a predicted model, not a curated record. Lineage: Eukaryota; Fungi; Ascomycota; Pichiomycetes; Serinales; Debaryomycetaceae. The transcript has a single exon. Bases 1 to 1173 code for a protein of 390 amino acids.